Messenger RNA from Scomber japonicus (chub mackerel), 1239 nucleotides. RefSeq names its product zinc finger protein 239-like. Gene Ontology annotation, biological process: regulation of transcription by RNA polymerase II. Gene Ontology annotation, molecular function: RNA polymerase II cis-regulatory region sequence-specific DNA binding; DNA-binding transcription factor activity, RNA polymerase II-specific. NCBI's taxonomy places the organism in Eukaryota, Metazoa, Chordata, Actinopteri, Scombriformes, Scombridae. Bases 205 to 1011 code for a protein of 268 amino acids. The transcript is spliced from 3 exons. Gene Ontology annotation, cellular component: PcG protein complex; transcription regulator complex. The record is from RefSeq and is a predicted model, not a curated record.
CUAAUUCAUGUAAUGUUUCAUUGAUUACUUUUGUCAGAUAUUCUUCGAUCACUCUUUUCUCUUUGUUCUCUUUUCCUUCAUUAGAGUGCUGCUGCGUUGCCCUCAGAGGCCGAACAGCUGAUCACCAGCCGAGGUCAGAUCCUGCAGGUGGUUUGCGCCCCCGUCGGGGUUCAGUACAUCGUUCCGCAGCCUGAGCAGCAGGCGAUGCAACAGGAAUGUACCAUCACACAGAAACAAACACCAAAAAAGAGAGUCAAACAUCACCACUGCCAGUACUGUGACAAAGCCUUCACCACAUCGACAUAUUUAAAGAUUCAUCAGAGAAUCCACACAGGAGAGAAUCUUCACAGGUGUGAACAAUGUGGGCAAGACUUCAAUACAAGAAGUGCUUUAAUAAAACACCAACGUAUUCACACUGGAGUGAAACCAUAUAGCUGUGACCAGUGUGGGAAAAGCUUCACUGCUAACAACGAUCUAAAGAAACAUCAACGUACUCAUACAAGAGAGAAACCAUACAGCUGUGAGCUGUGUGGGAAAACUUUCACCACAGACGGUCAAUUAAAAAUCCAUCAACGCAUUCACACCGGAGAGAAACCGUACAGCUGUGACCACUGUGGGAAAACCUUUGCUUACGGGGACUCCCUACAACGCCAUCAACGCAUCCACACUGGAGAGAAACCGUACCAGUGUGAGCAUUGUGGGAAAACAUUCACUGAUGACAGCACUCUGAAACGCCACCAACACAUCCACACUGGAGAAAAACCAUACUGGUGCAAUCAAUGUGGGAAAACCUUCAUCAGAGUCAGUGAAUUAAAAAUCCAUCAACGCAUUCACACAGGAGAGAAACCGUACUGGUGCGACCAGUGUGGGAAAUCUUUCACUCAAGACAUUCAUCUAAAAAUCCACCAGCGUGUUCACACUGGAGAGAAACCCUACGGCUGUGAACAGUGCGGAAAAAGUUUUGCUUGGAGACAUUCCCUAAAAAUCCACCAACGCAGUCACACAGUGUAGUACUGGACAUGUUAUAGAGGCAGGUUAACACAGUCCUCCUAUCUCUUCUACAGGCCUUAAAACUACAGUGUUUGACUUUAUAAAUAAAUGUCUGUAACAAUCAAGCCUUUGUUAGACCAAGUUUAAACAAACAGAGUGUUUAAAUUUGCUGUUGGUGUUGACGUUCUUGUACUGGUCAGAUGAAUGAAUACUUUGAGUGCUGUAUGGGAAGAGCAUGUGACUUCAUAU